Molecule: messenger RNA, 871 nt
Organism: Biomphalaria glabrata
Lineage: Eukaryota; Metazoa; Mollusca; Gastropoda; Planorbidae
Exons: 5
Coding region: 139-624 (161 amino acids)
Source: RefSeq, a predicted model, not a curated record
GAUAAAAUGACUGUAAACAAUUUUCAGCGAUUAUAUAAACUCUGCAAUCAUCAUAUUUCACAUUUAGAAUCUAGAGUCUAGAAUAGUCUAGAUCUAGAUUUACCAGUUAAAGGCAGCAUUUGAACGAGCAGUUACAACAUGAUUAAAAACGUGUUUUUGUUUUUCUUUACGAUUACCCAGGUGUUCCAUAGCUGUUUAUGUUAUCCUUUGCAUGCUUCUUGCAACGUCGAUUGGAAUUUUGAGUUGUCGUGCGAAGCAACAAGCCAGAAAAUAAUCAAUCAGAUUGAUGCUUGGAAGGGAGAUAACUGUGGCACUGGGGAGAAGUGCAGAUAUACAUUUAUUAGCUUUGAGAAUUCAGUUCUGAAGGCAACUCAUACUACUCCAGUCAAAAACUAUGUCGAUGAUCUCACCUUUCUGUUCAAGCCUAAAUCAGCCGAUGGCUGUUUGGUCAACGGCAACAGUCGCUCAGAGACAUGGUAUGCUGUGCUGGAUUAUGGAACCAACUACUGUAACCUCCACAAUCUGAUCACUGGAUCUGGUCUCAAUGAGACUGCAGGUUAUAGAGAGGAGACAGAAAAUGGAAGAUGCACUCAAUACUCUUCUGCAAACUGUGAAAAGUAUUAAUUUCUCUAUUUAAGCAUUAGAUUAUUCAUUUUCAUUGGAAUGCCUGUUUACAUUGUUAGCCUGAUGUUUUGCCUUUUGUACAGAUUUAAACAUUUUUUUUUUAAAUUGUACUAAUAUUGAUAUUAAUGCUGUGGCUAAUCUCAUUUAUUUCUUAUUCUUACUAUUUAUGUUUAGUUUUUGCACGACAUGUGCCAAAAACUCAAACUAUGUUUAGUUUUUAACAAAAUAAAAAAUUACAAAAAGAACA